Messenger RNA from Belonocnema kinseyi, 630 nucleotides. RefSeq lists its product as uncharacterized. The transcript has 3 exons. The record is from RefSeq and is a predicted model, not a curated record. Bases 1 to 630 code for a protein of 209 amino acids. Lineage: Eukaryota; Metazoa; Arthropoda; Insecta; Hymenoptera; Cynipidae.
AUGACGCAGGUGGCGGAGGAGAAACAAUUAAAUGGUCAAAAUGGCCAAAAUGGUCAAAAUGGAUAUAAUGAUGAUGAUGACGAUUAUAGAUACAGACAUGAUGGAGAUGGUGAUCAUGAUCGAGGUGGUGAUCGUGGUCGUGGUCGAGAGGAUGACCAUCGUAAUGGUCGCAGGGAGGAUGACCAUCGUUACGGUCGUGGAGAGGAUGACCAUCGUAAUGGUCGUGGAGACGAUGACCAUCAUAAUGGGCGUGGAGAGGAUGACCAUCAUAAUGGUCAUAGAGAGGAUGACCAUCGUAAUGGUCGUGGAGAGGAUGACCAUCGUAAUGGUCGUGAUGAGGAAGACAAUCAUCGUGGGCGUGGUAAUGGUGAAGUCGAUAAGAACAAUAAGAAAGACGAUAAGAAAGACAAUAAGAAAGACGAUAAGAAGGACGAUAAGAAAGACGAUAAAAAAGACGAUAAUCAUAGUCGUGGUGAGAAAGACAAUCAACAUGGUUCUGGUAAUGGUAAAAAUGAUCCUGACCACAAAAGCGAUCACGGUGGUGAGAAAGACCAUCCUGGUGUUCGUCAUGUAGUUGUCCACCAUCAUUUUGACUAUGGAUCCAGAGCAGACUCGGGGUUCCGUCGUUAG